Molecule: messenger RNA, 6061 nt
Organism: Ornithorhynchus anatinus (platypus)
Lineage: Eukaryota; Metazoa; Chordata; Mammalia; Monotremata; Ornithorhynchidae
Gene: SCN8A
Product: sodium voltage-gated channel alpha subunit 8
Exons: 26
Coding region: 68-6043 (1991 amino acids)
Biological process (GO): sodium ion transmembrane transport; membrane depolarization during action potential; neuronal action potential
Cellular component (GO): voltage-gated sodium channel complex; axon; plasma membrane
Molecular function (GO): voltage-gated sodium channel activity; protein binding
Source: RefSeq, a predicted model, not a curated record
CCGCCCGGGCCCGGCCGCGCUCCGUCCGCCCGCCGCUCACUGACGGAGGCUGCCGCAGGAUGAGAAGAUGGCGGGCCGGCUGCUCGCACCCCCGGGCCCCGACAGCUUCAAGCCCUUCACCCCGGAGUCCCUGGCCAACAUCGAGAAGCGCAUCGCCGAGGACAAGGUCAAGAAGCCGCCCAAGCCCGACAGCAGCCACCGGGACGACGACGAGGACAGCAAGCCCAAGCCCAACAGCGACCUGGAGGCCGGCAAGAGCUUGCCCUUCAUCUACGGCGACAUCCCGCAGGGCCUGGUGGCCGUGCCCCUCGAGGACUUCGACCCCUACUAUUUGACGCAGAAAACCUUCGUAGUGCUAAACAGAGGGAAGACGCUCUUCCGAUUCAGUGCCACGCCUGCCUUGUAUAUUUUAAGUCCCUUUAACCUGUUGCGGAGAAUAGCUAUUAAAAUUCUGAUACAUUCAGUGUUCAGCAUGAUCAUCAUGUGCACGAUCUUGACCAACUGCGUCUUCAUGACCUUCAGUAACCCCCCCGAAUGGUCGAAGAACGUGGAGUACACGUUCACGGGGAUUUACACGUUCGAAUCGCUGGUGAAGAUCAUCGCGAGGGGUUUCUGCAUAGACGGCUUCACCUUCCUCCGAGACCCGUGGAACUGGUUGGACUUCAGCGUCAUCAUGAUGGCGUACGUGACGGAGUUCGUCGACCUGGGGAACGUCUCGGCGCUGAGAACGUUCAGAGUUCUGCGAGCGUUGAAGACCAUCUCCGUCAUCCCGGGCCUGAAGACCAUCGUGGGAGCCCUGAUCCAGUCGGUGAAGAAGCUGUCGGACGUGAUGAUCCUGACGGUGUUCUGCCUCAGCGUCUUCGCCCUCAUCGGGCUCCAGCUGUUCAUGGGGAACCUGAGGAACAAGUGCGUCAUCUGGCCCAUCCGCUUCAACGACAGCUUCCUGGACAACGGCACCCGCGGCUUCGACUGGGACGAGUACAUCAACAACGACUCCAAUUUUUACACGAUUCCCGGGAUGUUGGACCCUUUGCUCUGCGGGAACAGCUCCGACGCUGGCCAGUGCCCCGAGGGCUACCUGUGCAUGAAGGCGGGGCGGAACCCAAACUACGGCUACACCAGCUUCGACACCUUCAGCUGGGCCUUCCUGGCGCUGUUUCGCCUCAUGACUCAGGACUACUGGGAGAACCUGUACCAGCUGACCUUACGUGCCGCCGGGAAGACCUACAUGAUCUUCUUCGUCCUGGUGAUCUUCGUGGGGUCGUUCUACCUGGUCAACCUGAUCCUGGCCGUGGUGGCCAUGGCCUACGAGGAGCAGAACCAGGCCACGCUGGAGGAGGCGGAGCAGAAGGAGGCCGAGUUCAAGGCCAUGCUGGAGCAGCUGAAGAAACAGCAGGAGGAGGCCCAGGCGGCCGCCAUGGCCACGUCGGCCGGGACGGUGUCCGAGGACGCGGUGGAAGAAGAAGGCGGCGGCAGGGGGUCUCGCAGCUCCUCGGAGAUUUCCAAGCUCAGCUCCAAGAGCGCCAAGGAGCGGCGCAACCGGAGAAGGAAGCGCAAGCAGAAGGAGCUCUCCGAAGGGGAGGAGAAAGGGGACGACGAGAAGGUGUUCAAGUCCGAGUCGGAGGACGGCUUGAGAAGGAAGGGCUUCCGGCUGCCCGACAACCGGAUCGGGAGGAAGUUCUCCAUCAUGAAUCAGUCCCUGCUCAGCAUCCCGGGCUCCCCGUUCCUCUCUCGCCACAACAGCAAGAGCAGCGUGUUCAGCCUGAAGGGGCCGGGCCGCUUCCGCGACCCGGGGUCGGAGAACGAGUUCGCCGACGACGAGCACAGCACGGUGGAGGAGAGCGAGGGCCGGCGCGACUCCCUCUUCCUCCCCGCGCGGGCCCACGAGCGGCGCAGCAGCUACAGCGGCUACAGCGGCUACAGCCAGGCCAGCCGCUCCUCCCGCAUCUUCCCCGUCCUGCGGCCCGGCACCAAGCGCAGCAGCGCCGUCGACUGCAACGGCGUGGUCUCCCUCAUCGGGGGGCCCGGGGGCCCCGGCCGCUUCCUGCCCGAGGUCAAGGUCGAUAAGGCGGCUCACGACCACAGCGCCACCACCGAGGUGGGAAUCAAGAAGAGGGGCCCCGGAUCACUCCUGGUCUCCAUGGAUCAGCUCAGCGCGUCCUUCGGGCGGAAGGACAGAGCCAACAGCGUCCUGAGCGUGGUGACCAACACCCUGGUGGAAGAGCUGGAAGAGUCUCAGAGAAAAUGCCCCCCGUGCUGGUACAAGUUUGCCAACACCUUCCUCAUCUGGGAGUGUCACCCGCACUGGAUCAAGCUGAAGGAAAUCGUGAACAUGAUCGUCAUGGACCCGUUCGUGGACCUCGCCAUCACCAUCUGCAUCGUCCUCAACACCCUGUUUAUGGCCAUGGAGCACCACCCCAUGACCCCCCAAUUUGAACACGUCUUGACUGUAGGGAAUCUGGUUUUCACUGGAAUUUUCACAGCGGAAAUGUUCCUGAAGCUCAUAGCCAUGGAUCCCUACUAUUAUUUCCAAGAAGGUUGGAACAUUUUUGACGGAUUUAUUGUCUCCCUCAGUUUAAUGGAACUGGGUCUAGCAGACGUGGAGGGGCUUUCCGUGCUGCGAUCUUUCCGAUUGCUCCGAGUCUUCAAGCUGGCCAAGUCGUGGCCGACGCUGAACAUGCUGAUCAAGAUCAUCGGCAACUCGGUGGGCGCCCUGGGCAACCUGACCCUGGUGCUGGCCAUCAUCGUCUUCAUCUUCGCCGUGGUGGGCAUGCAGCUGUUCGGCAAGAGCUACAAGGAGUGCGUGUGUAAGAUCAACCAGGACUGCGUGCUCCCCCGCUGGCACAUGCACGACUUCUUCCACUCCUUCCUCAUCGUCUUCCGCGUGCUGUGCGGCGAGUGGAUCGAGACCAUGUGGGACUGCAUGGAGGUGGCCGGCCAGGUCAUGUGCCUCAUCGUCUUCAUGAUGGUCAUGGUCAUCGGCAACCUGGUGGUGCUGAAUCUGUUCCUGGCCCUGCUGCUGAGCUCGUUCAGCGCCGACAACCUGGCGGCCACGGACGACGACGGGGAGAUGAACAACCUGCAGAUCUCGGUCAUCCGCAUCAAGAAGGGCGUGGCCUGGACCAAGGUCAAAGUGCACGCCUUCGUCCAGGCCCACUUCAAGCAGCGGGAGGCGGACGAGGUGAAGCCGCUGGACGAGCUGUACGACCAGAAGGCCAACUGCCUCGCCAACCACACCGGGGUGGACAUCCGGCGGGACGGCGACGGGCCCAAGAACGGCAACGGCACCACCAGCGGCAUCGGCAGCAGCGUGGAGAAGUACAUCAUCGACGAGGACCACAUGUCCUUCAUCAACAACCCCAACCUGACCGUCCGCGUGCCCAUCGCCGUGGGCGAGUCGGACUUCGAGAACGUCAACACCGAGGACGUGACCAGCGAGUCGGACCCCGAGGGCAGCAAGGACAAACUGGACGACACCAGCUCCUCGGAGGGCAGCACCAUCGACAUCAAACCCGAGGUGGAGGAGGUGCCGGUGGAGCAGCCGGAAGAGUACCUGGACCCCGACGCCUGCUUCACCGAGGGCUGUGUUCAGCGCUUCAAGUGCUGUCAGGUGAGCAUCGAGGACGGACUGGGCAAGUCCUGGUGGACCCUCAGGAAGACUUGCUUCCUCAUCGUGGAGCACAACUGGUUUGAGACCUUCAUCAUCUUCAUGAUCCUGCUGAGCAGCGGGGCUCUGGCCUUCGAGGACAUCUACAUCGAGCAGAGGAAGACCAUCCGGACCAUCCUGGAAUACGCGGACAAGGUCUUCACCUACAUCUUCAUCCUGGAGAUGUUGCUCAAGUGGACGGCCUACGGCUUCGUCAAGUUCUUCACCAACGCCUGGUGCUGGCUGGACUUCCUCAUCGUGGCGGUCUCUCUAGUCAGCCUCAUAGCUAAUGCCCUGGGCUACUCGGAGCUAGGGGCCAUAAAAUCCCUUAGGACUCUAAGAGCUUUGAGACCCUUAAGAGCCUUAUCACGGUUUGAAGGGAUGAGGGUGGUGGUGAACGCCCUGGUUGGGGCCAUCCCCUCCAUCAUGAACGUGCUCCUGGUCUGCCUGAUCUUCUGGCUCAUUUUCAGCAUCAUGGGGGUGAACCUGUUUGCGGGCAAAUACCACUACUGUUUCAACGAGACGUCGGAGGAGCGCUUCGAGAUCGAGAUCGUCAACAACAAGUCGGACUGCGAGAGCCUCAUGUCCGAGAACUCGAGCGAGAUCCGCUGGAAGAACGUGAAGAUCAACUUCGACAACGUCGGGGCCGGCUACCUGGCUCUCCUGCAAGUCGCGACCUUCAAAGGCUGGAUGGACAUCAUGUACGCGGCCGUCGACUCCCGAAAGCCCGACCAGCAGCCCAAGUACGAAGACAACAUCUACAUGUACAUCUACUUCGUCAUCUUCAUCAUCUUCGGCUCCUUCUUCACCCUGAACCUCUUCAUCGGUGUCAUCAUCGACAACUUCAACCAACAGAAGAAAAAGUUCGGAGGGCAGGACAUCUUCAUGACGGAGGAACAGAAGAAGUACUACAACGCCAUGAAGAAGCUCGGUUCCAAGAAGCCUCAGAAACCCAUCCCGCGGCCCCUGAACAACAUCCAAGGCGCCGUGUUCGACUUCGUGACCCAGCAAGCCUUCGACAUCGUCAUCAUGAUGCUCAUCUGCCUGAACAUGGUGACCAUGAUGGUGGAGACGGACACGCAGAGCAAGGAGACGGAGACCAUCCUCUACUGGAUCAACCUGGUGUUCGUCAUCUUCUUCACGUGCGAGUGCGUGCUCAAGAUGUUCGCCCUGAGGCACUACUACUUCACCAUCGGCUGGAACAUCUUCGACUUCGUCGUGGUCAUCCUGUCCAUCGUCGGCAUGUUCCUGGCCGACAUCAUCGAGAAGUACUUCGUGUCCCCGACCCUGUUCCGGGUGAUCCGCCUGGCCCGGAUCGGGCGCAUCCUGCGGCUGAUCAAAGGCGCCAAGGGGAUCCGGACGCUGCUGUUCGCCCUGAUGAUGUCGCUGCCGGCCCUGUUCAACAUCGGCCUGCUGCUCUUCCUGGUCAUGUUCAUCUUCUCCAUCUUCGGCAUGUCCAACUUCGCCUACGUGAAGCACGAGGCCGGCAUCGACGACAUGUUCAACUUCGAGACCUUCGGCAACAGCAUGAUCUGCCUGUUCCAGAUCACCACGUCGGCCGGCUGGGACGGGCUCCUCCUGCCCAUCCUGAACCGGCCCCCGGACUGCGACCUGGAGAGGGAGCACCCCGGGAGCGGCUUCAAGGGGGACUGCGGGAACCCUUCCGUGGGCAUCUUCUUCUUCGUCAGCUACAUCAUCAUCUCCUUCCUGAUCGUGGUCAACAUGUACAUCGCCAUCAUCCUGGAGAACUUCAGCGUGGCCACGGAGGAGAGCGCCGACCCGCUGAGCGAGGACGACUUCGAGACCUUCUACGAGAUCUGGGAGAAGUUCGACCCCGACGCCACCCAGUUCAUCGAGUUCUGCAAGCUGGCCGACUUCGCCGACGCCCUGGAGCACCCGCUCCGCGUGCCCAAGCCCAACACCAUCGAGCUGAUCGCCAUGGACCUGCCCAUGGUCAGCGGCGACCGGAUCCACUGCCUGGACAUCCUCUUCGCCUUCACCAAGCGGGUCCUGGGCGACAGCGGCGAGCUGGACGUGCUGCGGCAGCAGAUGGAGGAGCGCUUCGUGGCCUCCAACCCGUCCAAGGUCUCCUACGAGCCCAUCACCACCACCCUGCGGCGCAAGCAGGAAGACCUCUCGGCGGUGGUGCUCCAGCGGGCCUACCGGGGCCACCUGGCCCGCCGCGGCUUCGUCUGCCGCCGGCCGCCCGCCGACCGGCUGGAGAACGGCGGCGCCCACCCGCCCCGGCGGGAGAAGAAGGAGGGCACCCCCUCCACCGCCUCCCUCCCCUCCUACGACAGCGUCACCAAGCCGGACAAGGACAGGCACGCCCGGGCCGAGGAGGGCCACCGGGAGCGAGCCAAGAGGCCCAGAGACGUCAGGGAGUCCAAGUGUUGAGCCGGGGGGCGGGGGGAG